AUGGCCUUGAUUGAGAGGUGGCAAUCGGAGACGUACACAUUUCAUCUCCGUACUAGUAAGGCUACCAUUACCCUCCAGGAUGCAGAGCCUCAGGUGUUGCCGCCUUAUCGGGAUGAGUUGACUAGGCUCACCGGUUUCGUGGCUCCGGCUGGUGAUAUUUCGGGCCAGAGUCGACUUUUGUUGUCAGCCCUUUGUGCUCACUUGCGCCUCAUAGACAUGCAGCAUCCGAUUGGAGAGGACAUGCCUCGGGCUGAUGUUGACCGAAGUGCGCAUCUAUACCUACUCAUCAUAUUCAGGGCCAUCCUAUUCCCUAACACUUCAGGUUCGCAUGUGAGCUUGAUGUAUCUUCGGUAUAUCGACGAUCUCGCCGAGUUAGGAUGUUAUAGUUGGGGCGCUACUGUGCUGGGCUACAUGUAUCGAGGAUUCUGCCGAUGUUCUAUGGGCACGAGGGUAGAGGUCCCUGCAUUUUGCUCGCUCCUUCAGAUAUGGGUGUGGACUAGGUUGAGACCUUUUCAGCCCAUACCAACUCACCCUCCCGCUGACUAUUUUGCUGUGCCAGUACCAUACGCGCGGAGAUGGUCGCGAGGCGUACGUCGAUGUGCGGAGACGUACCACAACCUUCUCCCGUUUAGGGAUCAACUAGACCGCAUGAAGGCACAGACGGCUUUUAUAUGGACGUCAUAUGAUCAUAAUUUGGAUGAGCUGUCAGCGUUUUGUCAGUACAUGUGA
Messenger RNA from Lycium ferocissimum, 729 nucleotides. RefSeq names its product protein MAIN-LIKE 2-like. Lineage: Eukaryota; Viridiplantae; Streptophyta; Magnoliopsida; Solanales; Solanaceae. The record is from RefSeq and is a predicted model, not a curated record. The transcript is spliced from 4 exons. The coding region runs from base 1 to 729 and encodes 242 amino acids. Gene Ontology annotation, biological process: meristem development; meristem maintenance.